Molecule: messenger RNA, 1233 nt
Organism: Pichia kudriavzevii
Lineage: Eukaryota; Fungi; Ascomycota; Pichiomycetes; Pichiales; Pichiaceae
Exons: 1
Coding region: 1-1233 (410 amino acids)
Biological process (GO): ribosomal large subunit assembly; rRNA processing
Cellular component (GO): preribosome, large subunit precursor
Molecular function (GO): rRNA binding
Source: RefSeq, a predicted model, not a curated record
AUGGUUAUUCAUCUCGGAACAGCACUAGAAAACCAUGUCUUGACACAGCUUGUUAGGGACACUAGAAACAUGAUGCAGCCACACACGGCGAUUCGUCUUCGUGAAAGAAAGGCAAAUAAACUAAAAGAUUUUGUUGUCAUGGCAGGUCCUUUAGGUAUCACUUACUUGAUGAUCUUCAGCCAAAACGAAAAAACAGGUUCCACUCAUCUAAGAUUCUCGUCCAUGCCAAGAGGGCCAACUAUCAGCUUUAAAAUACUUGAAUACUCCCUAUGUAAAGAUGUCACACGUAUACAGAGAAACCCAAAAUCUAUCGGUGCUGGCGCACAUGAGUUCAUCAAUCCUCCAUUGUUAGUUAUGAACGGUUUCACCAAUCCAAAAGAUGCAUCGCCAGACGAGAAGUUAGUCGUUACAAUGUUCCAAAAUAUGUUUCCACCUAUUUCGCCAUUGGAAACAAAGGUUGGAACUAUUAGAAGGGUACUAUUACUAAACAAAGAUAAAGAAACAGGUGAAAUUGAGCUGAGACACUAUGUCAUUGAUACAAAAUUAGUUGAUGUUUCAAAAAACGUGAAGAAGCUAAUCAACAUCAAAAGUCAUUUAAAUAAGAAGUUGCCAAACUUAUCACAAACAAAGGAUGUUGCUGAUAUAAUUUUGGAUCCAUAUGCACAAGCUGGAUUCACUUCGGACUCAGAAGUUGAAGAUGAUGCAGUGGUUGAAGUUAAUGAAGAGUUAGAUCUCCCAAAGGUGAUGACCAAAGAAGUUACUCGUGAUGAAAUUAACGAUGAAGAUGAAGAAGGUGAAGGACAUAGUGAAGAAAGACACAGCAUGAAAAGGAAAAAGGCGGUCAAAUUAACCGAAAUUGGUCCAAGAAUGAAAUUAGGAUUAGUGAAGAUCGAGGAUGGUGUUUGCGGUGGGAAAGUGUUGUAUCAUUCACAAUUCAGAAAAUCACAGUCAGAAAUCAAUAAAAUGGAACAAAGACAUGCUCUUAGAAAGAAGGAGAAAGAAGCUAGACGUAAGGCUCAAGCUGCUAACGUUGCUAAGAAAAAUGAAAAAAAAAUGGCUAAAAAGCAAAGAAGAGAGGAAAGAAGAAAAGCUGGUGAAGAAGUUGAGAGUUCUGAUGAGGAAAAAGAUAGCUCUGAUGAUGAAAUGGAAGAUUACUCUGAUUUUGAUGUCUCUGAGGAUGUUGAAAAUGGAAGUGAAAAUAACGAGGACAAACUAUUUGACGAGGAGGAAUGA